AUGUUGCAUUCAUGCACACCUGAACCUAAUAAAAAUUUAGUACUCAAAGCAUUUAAAGAAAGAGACUCAGAUAUACAUGUCCUGGUGGCAACCAUAGCUUUUGGGAUGAGCAUAUACUGUAAAGGUGUUCACCGUACUAUACAUUUUGGCCCAUCCAAGAAUAUUGAAUCCUACAUACAAGAAAGUGGACAAGCAGGAAGAGAUGGAGAGCAAAGUUCUUUAUUUAUACUUUAUCAGGGAUUAAUGCUUAAUCAUGUCAACAAAGAUAUUAAAGAAUAUCUCAAGACAGCUUGCUGCAGGAGAAAGCAUUUACUUGGAAGUUUUGAUUUAGCUUCUCAGGUUAUUAAUCCAAGUCCCAUGCACUUAUGUUGUGAUAUAUGUGCCAAGAAAUGCUCUUGCAAAAGCCUUGAAUGUGGAGUUCUUACCAAAUUUCCUUAUGAACAGCAGACCUCAAGUGUCAGUGAAAGAUCAAGGGACAUUACUGAGGAACAACUCGAUAUGGUUUAA
This is a messenger RNA of Actinia tenebrosa (Australian red waratah sea anemone), 507 nucleotides long. Its product is annotated as putative ATP-dependent DNA helicase Q1. NCBI's taxonomy places the organism in Eukaryota, Metazoa, Cnidaria, Anthozoa, Actiniaria, Actiniidae. The record is from RefSeq and is a predicted model, not a curated record.